AUGGAUCCUACUGUGACAUUAAUUAAUAACAAAUCGUCAACACCUUCUUCUCUAACUAAUAAUAAUUCGAUAUCAUCUCUACCACGAGUCUCGACUAAUAAAUCUUUUGAAAGAAUAAAAGUCGGUUAUGAGCCUUUUAAGUUAGAAGGGAAUGACAAAGUUUUCUCACCCAUAAUAAGUAACAAGGACAAUAGUAACACAAAGAAAGCUCAACAAAAGGACAAUAAUAACUCUGAUAGCUUAAUAGAAGAUGACUUCUCACCCAAUUUAGAUUUUUUGUCACAACAAUCGUCUAACCUACCUUCGUCACUCUUUCCUACACAUACCGCUGGUCGCAAAUUAUCAAAGAUCUCAGAAAAUACCCAAUUAUCCACAAUACAGCAAUCAAAAUUGGAAAGCAAACCAUUAAAACCCAUAACGACUUUGAGCAGAAGCUCAUCGUCUGAUGGGUCCGUUUCUUCAAAAGUUUCAGAGAGAGAUUUGUCGGUAUCAGGAGAGGAAAAGGUUGGCCAGGAGGACAGUUGUUUGACAAAACAAACUCGUCGUGUAUAUAGUCAUAAUAGAGACCCUUUAUCUAGAAUAUUGGAAGAGAAAGAUAUCAAAGCGCUAGUCACAGAACAACCUGAGACUAUCUAUAAUAGUGAAGAAGGCGAGCAAAUAACUUCGGAUAUUUCAACAAUAUCAACUAAUCAUUUUCCUAAUGCAACACCUAUUCUCUCUAGUAACCUCAAUUCCUCCGAACACCUUUCAGCCUCAACAGACGUUUCAUCCAUACUGAAUCCGACUUCCCUAUCUAUAUCCGUUCAUUCAGAGAAAUCGAUACUUGGUGAUAUGUAUAGCACCAUAAAGCAAGGUCAAUCUUCUGUAGCUAUUACCUCAUCACCUACACCUAUACCCGAUAAAUAUCCAAAUAUAUCGUCAUUGAAGAAUGUUAAGGAGGGAAGAGCAGGAUUAUUACAUAGGGAAGAUAAAUAUCCGGGUCCAGGUGCCUACUUUUCUCACAAAAGCGGUCCAAUGGGUGAUCUGAGCGGUGGCCUGUCUCCCAACAAAAGGCCAAGAUUUUACACGCAAAACAGUCAAAGCAGAAAUGAACGAUGGCCUUCUCCUUCAAUAGACUCUACACGAGAACGCAUGUCAGGAAGAAAGGUAAUGGAAGGUUGGCCUUCUUCUCCACGACGCAUGCAAUUAGCUAGUCCGCGCUUCAAAUCUUUAACUGACUUGAUGGAAGGACCUGAAGGUUCUGAACAACAGCAGGAAUCAUCAGCAUGUCGAGUGAACCCUUUAUCUUCACCUUCCCAUAAUACGUUUAAACCUUCUAAUGAUUCUGUUCAUCCUACUACACCUGUAAAUUCAAUUUUAAAUUUAAAUCCGAUAUGUGAGGAGGAUUCAGAAGAGGAGGAUAAGGAGGAAAAGAAAGAGGAGGAAGAGGAUGGGGUAGAGAAAAGACAAGAAUCACGAGAAUUAGAGCAGAAAGUAAUUAAGGAGCAGGAGGAAAUAUUAGAUUCAAAAAAUGAUGAAAAGGACAGAUUCCCUAAACCGGGGAAAUUUUUUGGUUCAAAUCGAACAAAAAAUUCUCGUUUCCUAGAUUUGAUGUCAAAUGAAGAAUCAUCACCAAUACCGCCGUCUGUCUUGAGUCCUCAAUCAUUCGGAAGACGUCAACCAAUGUCCCUUGGUAGAUUAACGUUUAAUAAUAAUCCCAAGAAAUUACUUAAUCGUGAGAAUAAUAGUGGAACUAGUUUACCACAAGGAACGCAAACUAUUUCUGAAGAGGACAACGAUGGUGAAGAAGAUGAUGUAAUAGAGGAACAACAAGCAAAAGCCAAAGGACGUGAAAAACGUAUGUCCGGUUCAUUUUCGUCAAGUUUGGAUGGAAUAAAUGAGGAUGAAGAAUUAGACGGAUUAGAGGAACAAAAAGAGCAAAAAGAAAGUCUUCCCCUACCUGAUUUCUCAAAAAAUGGAUCAAAUCGAAAAACGCGGACAUUAGAUAUUGAUUUAUUUUCUUCAAAAGAGAAAUAUGUCGAAGAAUCAAAAUCAGAAAGAAAAUCACCUGGCGCAAGAAUUACCGCUCGCCUUUUCCCCUCAAUACAAUCUAGAAGAACUAUGCCACAAUUGACUGUUAGAACUCCAUUACCCAUGUUAUCAAUUUCAGAAACUGAAGAUGAUGAGGAGGAAGAAGAGGAAACAGAAAUGUCUUCCGAUAAUGCGAGUAGUCGAUACCCCCCUUCAGAACUAUCUGACAUAUUACCGUCACCUGCUACUUCAAUGACACCGUCUGUAUCAUCGACUCCCAUGACACCUGUUUCUGGCAAAUCAACUUCUUGGAGAUGGCCAAAGAGAUCUUUUAGUCCCGCGAGAGAGAAGAAUAAAGAAUUACCAAAUGAUGAUCCGUCAGAUCAUAUAGGUAAAGUAGGCAGUAAUAUAUGGGCAAAAAAGACAUUAGGACAAUUAAGAAAAUAUCAUCAACGUCAAAGCCCUAGUAUAUUGAGUAAAGGUUUUAAUUUACCGAGCCCUUUAAAAGAACCUACUACCCCAUUACAGUCCCCUGUUAGUGACAUUUCAGACUCUAAAAAGUCUCCUGCUGUAUCAAUUCCAGAACAACCUUUAGAGACAAUUAAUGAAGAGGAGGAGGAUGAAGAAAUUGGCAUUUGGUCAAGUGAAGAAGUAGACCUAACAGAUUCGGGUAUAGAUGAAAAGAAACCUUCUACGCCCACGUCCAUAAGCAGUAUCUUGAAUUCUAAUAUUAUCGAAGAGGAACCACAGGGUAUGAAGGUCUCUCCAGAACAUUUGACAGUUGUUGGUGGCAUGUUCGUAAGUAGAGAUAGCCCAAACGCGUCGACGACUUCUCUUACGUUACGAAGCAACCCUAGUAGUUCUUCGUUGGCUAAACAUAAUGCUAAACCUUUAUUCGAGACUACGUUUACCAUCUCAAAUAUUACAGAUAAGCCACUUAGAUACGAAAUCCUAUGGCCGGCAUUUCGGUUCGAUGUUACACCGGCUUAUGGUGUUGUUAAGCCUCAGAGCGUAACGUUGGUUAAGAUAUCGGUAAUGCAUAAACAUCUUUCCGCGGGUUCAAAACGCGAUGAUUCUAAAAAAUUGAUGGGUAUUCUUAAGGGUUCAGAAAAGGAUGAUGAUAAUAGACCAUUGAUGGGCAGAACUAGAUUAUUGGUGCUUUGCGAGAAUAAUGAACGUAAAGAAGUGAUAGUCGACAUUGUACAGGUGAAGAAGAAAGUAAAGGGUGAGGUAGAACAUGUAAGAUCGUCUUCAAAGAAUGCUAAAGAUGAGGAUGGAAAUUUCAUUAGACGAUUUAGUAAAUCAAGUGGUAAGAGUUUCACUAGAACUGUGGAUGAUCUGAUUAAAGCUGCCAGAGCACGAACUAGGAAGCAGACCAAGCCAGAAGAUAGGCCUAGGCCAGCCAAAAAUAAUUCCAAAGGUAAAUCCACGGCUGUUGGCACGGCGAAUAAAGUUCAAAGUGCACCACCUCUUAGGAGAACUUCAAGUAAACCACCUAGUCGUUCAAGCAGUCCAGAGGGUAAUAUUAGAAAUCGUGUUGUCCGAAGGAAAGCAUCAUCAUCAUCAUUACGUAGUCGACCUAAUACGCCCGACCGUAGGAAUAGCACAUCGCCUUCACCCAAUACUCGUUCUCGCACACCUGACGAAUCCAAAUCCAUUAAGCAACUCCCUCAACGCAAAAAUUUGCUUUACGUCGGUGCUCCAGGAAAUAUAAGUUGUUCUCCGACCACUAUUCGAGAAACAAACCAUAGCGUAUUCCGAAUUCAAAAUCCGACGAAUAAACCUGUUACUUGGCAUCUUACAACUGCGACGAAUCCUUUCCUUCGUCGUUCAGAAUCCACAUCCACCUCUGCAACCACAUCUGCGACCGCAUCUGCAUCUACCUCCGCUCAGAAAAUCAACGAUGAAGUAUUCUUGAUUAUGAAAACGAGCGGAUUUCUUCGACCUGGUCAAACCGAAAAGGUGGUAGUAAGUUUUCGUCCUGUGAUCGUAGGGACGUAUCAUCAAAGUUUUAUGUUGGAAGAUUCUAUGAACGCGGACGGCGCUGGUGGAUUAGGCGGUGUCAGUGUUCGUAUACAAGGUGAAGGAAAACUUGACGUGUCAGCUCCUGUAAGGCCUGACAUAAAGCGAAAUAGUGGGUCUAGGAUAAAGGACUUUGAAGUUUCGGAGACAGAGGUUCACAUUCCAGCAACUAGAGUAGGAAAACGAAGAUCAGUGGGAAUCAAAAUACAUAAUCCAUCUAGUCAGUUGAUAAGGAUAAAAUGCAAAGUAGAUCUAGGAAACGAAGCGUCAACCGCAUUAUCAAUCCCUUUGUCUAGUGUUCAAAUUAAACCACGUGCAUUUGUAUUACUUCCAAUACGGUUUCAACCAAAGGAAGAGGGUGAAAUUCGGGGUAUGAUAAAAUUACAGGCUGUCGGUAGAACAGAGGUCAACGUAGAUAUAGUGGCGGAAGGAGUUUCAGAUGCUCCAUUAGAAAUCUCGUGA
Molecule: messenger RNA, 4494 nt
Organism: Funneliformis caledonium
Lineage: Eukaryota; Fungi; Glomeromycota; Glomeromycetes; Glomerales; Glomeraceae
Source: the annotation of a GenBank genome assembly